Messenger RNA from Hermetia illucens (black soldier fly), 781 nucleotides. RefSeq names its product ADP-ribosylation factor-like protein 3. Bases 131 to 673 code for a protein of 180 amino acids. Gene Ontology annotation, cellular component: cytoplasm; microtubule cytoskeleton. The record is from RefSeq and is a predicted model, not a curated record. Gene Ontology annotation, molecular function: GTP binding; GTPase activity. Gene Ontology annotation, biological process: cilium assembly. The transcript is spliced from 5 exons. Lineage: Eukaryota; Metazoa; Arthropoda; Insecta; Diptera; Stratiomyidae.
CUGGAAAUAUCCUUUAGUAGUCAAAUAGUCAAGAACUUAAGGACAACAGUCGGGCCAUUCCCGAGGAAUUAUUUUUGUACAAAUUCACGGGAAGUUUGUUAGUGUCAGCAAGUCGUUACACGAAUUUCAAAUGGGUCUUUUGUCUUUACUGAGAAAAAUCCGUCCAAAUCCGGAAAAAGAAGCACGAAUUCUGCUCUUGGGAUUAGAUAAUGCCGGGAAAACAACUUUGCUCAAACAACUUGCAUCCGAGGAAGUAACUCAGGUUACACCUACUGCCGGUUUCAACAUUAAAUCCGUGGCUGCAGAAGGAGUCAAAUUAAAUGUUUGGGAUAUUGGAGGACAAAGUAAAAUUCGCCCCUAUUGGAAGAACUACUUCGAUAAUACAGAUGUGUUGAUAUACGUUAUUGACUGCACUGAUCACACUCGAUUAUCUGAAACUGGCAAUGAAUUAAUGGAAAUCCUUGAAGACGAGCGCCUAAAAGGAGUUCCGCUAUUGGUAUUUGCAAACAAACAGGAUGUCGCUUCAGCCAUGUCAGCUUCACAAGUAGCGGAGAAUAUUGGACUCAUCAAUUUGGAAGGAAGAACCUGGCAGAUACAAGCAUGCACGGCAAUAAAUGGAACAGGAGUAAAGGAGGGAAUGGACUGGGUUUGUCAAAAUAUCAAGAGGGACUAAAUUUUAAUUAAGUGUUUAGAGCAAUGUUUGUACUUAUAAAUGACCACAGACCACAUCCCAACUAGCUGAUAGAUUUUGUGCAAUAAAUUCACUGAUUUAUUCUACAUA